This is a messenger RNA of Arabidopsis arenosa, 1511 nucleotides long. NCBI's taxonomy places the organism in Eukaryota, Viridiplantae, Streptophyta, Magnoliopsida, Brassicales, Brassicaceae. The record is from the annotation of a GenBank genome assembly.
AAAACAGACGAGCUUAUGGAUAUCGGUUCCACGCCCACACCGAUGGCCAAACUGUAUAAGCCAGAAAUCGCAUCGCAUUCACAAGUAAAGCAAGAGCACCACACUAUUGCCUGAUCCCUAUUCCCAUGGCUUCUGGAUCUUACUGGUGUUAUAGUUGUAGCCGAUUCGUUUGGGUUUCCGAUUCUCUCUCUUGCCCUGAUUGCGACGGUGGUUUCCUCGAACACAUCCAAGAAACUCUCGAUUUCACUCCUUCCGAUUCCUUCCACCGUCUCACCACCACCACUCAACAUCGCAGCCCCACUCGCUUCCCUCCUCCUUCUUCCUCUUCUUCUUCGACCCCCUCCGCUUCUAUGCACGCUUCCACCGCCGAGAACAGUCCCACUCCUACCACCGUUACUCGUACACGAAGCAAUCGAUCUCCUAACCCGGUUAUUGUUCUCCGUGGAUCUGGUGCUGGUGGUGGUGCUCCUUCUGAUGUUUCCGAAGGUUUAGAUCGAUCUGCUUUUCAGAUGUAUUACGAUGAUGGUACUGAUUCUGGUCUUAGACCUUUACCACCGAGUAUGACUGAGUUUUUGUUAGGUUCUGGUUUUGAUCGCUUGUUAGAUCAGAUCUCUCAGAUCGAGCUUAACACCAAUCGGAUUCAUCGUUCUUGUGAACAUCCUCCGGCUUCUAAAUCGGCCAUUGAAGCUUUACCGGUUAUUGAAAUCGAUCCGACUCAUCUCGUAUCGGAUUCUCAAUCUCAUUGCGCUGUUUGCAAAGAGAAUUUCGUUUUGAAAUCAUCUGCUCGUGAGAUGCCGUGUAAUCACAUCUAUCAUCCUGAUUGUAUCCUUCCUUGGCUUGCGAUUCGUAACUCUUGUCCGGUUUGCCGUCAUGAGCUACCGACGGAGGAUCUCACCGACGCAAGCGGUGGCGCUUUGACUGUUACCGCUACUGCAGAGGAAGAGGAAGACUCUGCGGCGGGAUUGACGAUUUGGAGGUUACCAGGUGGAGGAUUCGCUGUAGGGAGAAUCCCUGGUGGUUGGAGAGGAGGUGAUAGAAUGAUGCCAGUGGUUUACACGGAGGUUGACGGUGGAAGACUCGGUGAUGAGAGACUUCCGAGGAGAGUAGCUUGGGGUUCGAGAAGAGGAGGAAGAGAUGGAGGUAGUAGAGAGAGAGGUGGCGGGUUUGCGGGUCGGAUCAUGAGGCUUUUUGGAUGUUUUAGUGGGUCAUCUGGAUCCAUAGCUGCUGCUGCAUCAUCCGGGUCCGGGUCCAGAAUUCGGGUUACUCGUAGGACCAGGUCGUUCUCUAUGUUUAGUACGACGGCGUCUUCGUCAAGGAGACGAAAUUGGCUAGCGUGAUUACUAGAAUGAUCGGCCCCUCUCUCAAGGUAAAAACUAAACACGAAAGAACAACACACUCUUCUUCUGUUUAAAUUUUUCCUAUGUUCCUUAUUAAGUUUUUGUUUAUUUCAGUGUAAUGAUUAUAUUCAUUCCAAAAAUUUGAAUCUAUGCGAGUAAAUUGAUACAAAAGUU